Mya arenaria is the source of this 2486-nucleotide messenger RNA. RefSeq names its product protein IMPACT-like. Lineage: Eukaryota; Metazoa; Mollusca; Bivalvia; Myida; Myidae. The transcript has 10 exons. The record is from RefSeq and is a predicted model, not a curated record. Bases 93 to 1037 code for a protein of 314 amino acids. Gene Ontology annotation, molecular function: protein binding. Gene Ontology annotation, cellular component: cytoplasm. Gene Ontology annotation, biological process: regulation of translational initiation.
AGUUGAAGAGUUAGGUCACGUGAUUUAAAAAUGGCUGCCUCCAUGGUGAAACGUCAAAUUCAGCCAGUGAAGCAUUGUUAGUGUUUAAAAGGAUGUCAGGAGAAGACAAUGCUAGCCUUCAGAGGGAUGAGGUUGAGGCCCUUGCAGCUAUAUACGGGGAUGACUGGUGUGUAGUGGAUGCUGACCACCACAUCUACUGUAUACAGAUAACUGAUGGCCAGGACAAACCACAGUGGACUGUCUGUAUACAGGUUAUACUGCCAGAAAAUUACCCAAGUGAAGCACCGCCAGAAUACCAGCUCAAUGCCCCCUGGCUGCGCGGGGAGGAGAGACUACAGCUGGAAGCAGCCCUAGCUGACCUGUAUUGUGAAAAUAUCGGGGAAAGCAUUAUAUAUCUGUGGACAGAAAAAAUCAGAGAAAGGCUUCAAAACAAAAUCUCAUCAUCAGAUGAAGUGGACCUUGAGGCCCUCCGUCAAGUGACCAUAUCCACAGAAACGGACCACGGAGAUGAUGACUUUGACCCUGAGCUGGUGGAGAUUUCCUCUACAGUAUCAGAACAUGGCACAGAAAAUGGCAGUGAUUGUGAGUGUCCCGCCAUUGCACAUGGGGAGUGUGUAACAGACCGACGAUCCACAUUCCAGCCCCACCUGGCCCCCGUCUUUCACAGAUCUCAGGUGAAGAUGGUGCUUGAUAAACUGUGCGAAAACAAGAAGAUUGCAAAUGCCACUCACAACAUAUUGGCCUACCGUAUAGUUCAGCGACAUCCACAAAAGUCACCUAUAGUGAUACAAGGCUGUGAGGAUGAUGGCGAGACACAUGCUGGUUCCAGAAUGCUGCAUUUACUGCAGAUACUAGAUGUGGAGAAUGUGAUGGUCGUCGUGUCUCGCUGGUAUGGGGGUAUACACCUGGGGCCGGACAGGUUCAAACACAUCAACAACUGCACACGCACCAUCCUAGACCAGAGCGAUUACAUCAAGGACAAGGAAGAGAAAAAAGGUCCAAAGGCUAAGAGCAGUGCAGAGAAAAAGAAGAGAUGAUAAAAGGCAUUGAAGAGUCCUGGAGUCUGACACUCCUAAUUUCUGGCACGGACACCUUGAUUUUUGAGUUUGGGAGCCCCAUCAGCCUCCUGGUACAGGCAUAAAAGACCGAAUCAAUAAAUGCUUUUUGGGAUCUAUAAGUAAAUUUGCCAUAUUGUGAAAACAUAUGCAUCUUCUCACAAGCAUUGUUUUGAAGAUGAUUUUCUUCAUGCGCUAAACUACUGAUGUGCUUGAUUUUGACUCCGACCCCUUAAAUUUGUCAUUGGAUAGUAUGGUGGACUCCUGUACAAAAGCAUUUUGUGUCUUAACUCUAACACUGGAAUGACUCUGCUCUGUGAUAACAAUGGGGCUGAUAUUUAUAUGCAAGGAAAGGCCAACUGCUGAAACCUCCAACCGUUGUGUUGCAUUACAAAUAUACAUGUAAAGUUCUCCUCAGUUGGUUGUCAAACACAUGUCACUUAUGUCAGAAAUUGUGUUUUAUGUACCAUCAACAAUUUAGCUUGUGCCUUUUUCGUCCUGGAUAUUUAGAAAAAUGGCUACUAGCUGUUUAAUUGAUUUAUUGAUCCAGCCAUUCAAGAUCUCGGAUGGAACCACUCAUUGCCAAAUACAAUCAGCUUUGUGCCAUAUAGUGUUAAAAAUGAUUAUGAAUUAUUUGCUGUGACAGUUUUAAGAGUUUGACAUUAUUUUGACAAGAGCUACAUGCGCUGGAAUACCAAAAUACUUCCAGCCAAUUGGGAAUGCCUACUAAGAGUAAAACAAAUUUGCUCCUUUACAUCAAGUUUGGGCCAACAAGGAAAUCAAAUCAAACAUGAUGGAGCAAACGGGUUUCGACUGUAUGUGUAUUUUAUAGAUCUAUAAGCUUACUUAAAUGGAAACAGAGUGUUCUCAUCGUUUUAACAAUCAAGUGCUUGUGGAUGGGAUAGAUUGACACUGUCAAAAAAAAUGUAUGUGAAGGUGAUGGAUAGUAUUAUGUCUUGUUAAGGAUGUUACUAGUAUACAUUGAUAAAACAUCAAUUGAUAUAUUUAUGCAUUGCUUGGGGCUAAAAUGUUUUUCAUCAAGAAAUCAUCAGCUGCUUCUGGAUUGUUUUACAUAAAAGAGUAUGUUUUCGGUCUGACAGUUGAAUGCAUGGAGGUUAAUUUGCACAUUUAAAGUUUCUUGAUAUAUAGUUUUAUAUGAAGUGUUGUGGAUUGGAAACCUAGGGUAAAGUAUAUGAUGUAAUUCAAGGGCUCAGCACAAUUCUGGUCAUAACUCCAUAUAUAAAUAUUGGAGAUAGCUUUUUAUGGAUUAAGCCAUUGGUACGCCUUUAAGAGGCGACAGUUAUAUACCUGUGAAAAUCUGAAAAUCACAUGCACUAUGUAAUAUAAAUUGUGCUUUUUAUCAUUUCGGAUUGAAAGUGUCAUUUCUUUUACAUUGUUAAUUGUAUUGUUAAUUAAUAUUAAAAUCAACCA